Molecule: messenger RNA, 987 nt
Organism: Centruroides sculpturatus (bark scorpion)
Lineage: Eukaryota; Metazoa; Arthropoda; Arachnida; Scorpiones; Buthidae
Product: seipin-like
Exons: 6
Biological process (GO): lipid droplet organization; lipid storage
Cellular component (GO): endoplasmic reticulum membrane
Source: RefSeq, a predicted model, not a curated record
AAAAUCAUAAUGUUAAGUUGGGCUUUUAUAUCUGGAGAAUUGGUACAUAAUGCAAAAACAAGUAAUUUUUAUGGUUUUCUUGAAGAUGCAGAAGUGGAACCCACAGCUUUACAGGGUGGAGUUCUUCAUUUUAAAUCUCACCUACAUCGCAUAAUACGAACAUUGUUUUUUGCUCCAUUACUGCUUUCUGGUACGGUCGAAGAAAAACAGUUGGUAUCGGUUUCGUUAUUUGAACAUUAUGAGGAAGAUCCAACCCGACCGGCUUUUACAUCUCGUAUCGAAAUUCAAAGCCAUGCCAUUGAGAUUUAUGCAGCAACUCUUAGAAUUCAUGCUGAAUUCACUGGUUUAAGAUAUUUUAUGUAUUAUUGGCCCAUAUUCUCUGCAGUUUUAGGUAUUGGAACAAAUUUUUUCUUUUUGGCAAUGAUAUCUUUAUUUUCUUGGUUCCGUUUCUUACUUUCAAAAGGAAACGAUACCAUGUUGAUGCUCGACGUCACAGAAACACCUACUAUACUAGAGAUAAGAAGAAUUCAGGCAAUGGAAAGAUUGCAAAAGGAGCGCAAACUAUCUGAAACAUCAGAAUUAGGAAAUAUAAAUACCUCAGAUAUGGCUUCUGAAAUUGAAACCAUUGGUGCACAUGAUAUUACUGAGACAAUUUUAGGGGAGCAAAUCAAAUGUGAGAUUGAAAGUGGGAAAACCGAAAAAGAUUUAAUUGGCGUUAGAAAAAGAAAACCGUGAAUUUUGGUAGUAAGUGUGUGAUAUAUUCUUAACUUUGGUUUUGUAAAAUUUUAAAACUAUAUUCUUUUUUUGAGAAGAAAACAUUCAAUUUUAUUAAAAUCUAAGAUUUAUUAAAGCUACAUAUCGGCAAAUGACACUCCGUGAUCGGGACCAAAGCAAGAAAUUUCUAUACAAUUUGAUAACUGGUAAUAGUAUUAAAGGUCAUAAUCUUCAUUAUCAGAUGCACGAAACUAGUCAUAGAUUGUAAGAAAU